Molecule: messenger RNA, 465 nt
Organism: Candidozyma haemuli
Lineage: Eukaryota; Fungi; Ascomycota; Pichiomycetes; Serinales; Metschnikowiaceae
Gene: PHHB
Product: 4a-hydroxytetrahydrobiopterin dehydratase
Exons: 1
Coding region: 1-465 (154 amino acids)
Biological process (GO): tetrahydrobiopterin biosynthetic process
Molecular function (GO): 4-alpha-hydroxytetrahydrobiopterin dehydratase activity
Source: RefSeq, a predicted model, not a curated record
AUGAGAGUGUCAUUUAGAUGUCUACAGGAGGUUUUGGCUAGGCUGCAGAUUGAGUCCCAAUUGAAGGCCAUCAAUGAGCUGCUGGCGGGUGCUGGUGUAUGGAAGGUGGUAUCUAGUGGAACAGGUGGUGAAGAAUCACUGCUUGAAGCUGACUAUAAGUUGAAGAACUUUUCGAAAACAUGGAUAUUUCUUAAUAACGUUGCUGCUGCUGCUCAUACGAGUAAGCAUCAUCCUACCAUCACUACCACUUACAAUAAGGUGAACUUUAGUCUCACUACACACGAUGCUGGUAACCAGGUGACGAGAAAAGACUUGAGACUAGCUCAGCAGAUCCAAAAUAUCUACGUUGACCAGACGGAAAAGACGCCGAUUUCGUCUAGCGACUUUUUCACCGAAGCAAGAAACAUGGCUGACCGUACCAAGGUGACCGAUGUUAUAGACAAGUUAACGAAACGUAAGUUAUGA